This is a messenger RNA of Rhinolophus ferrumequinum (greater horseshoe bat), 1421 nucleotides long. It is a transcript of the gene ART4, whose product is annotated as ADP-ribosyltransferase 4 (inactive) (Dombrock blood group). The transcript is spliced from 2 exons. NCBI's taxonomy places the organism in Eukaryota, Metazoa, Chordata, Mammalia, Chiroptera, Rhinolophidae. The record is from RefSeq and is a predicted model, not a curated record. Bases 522 to 1421 code for a protein of 299 amino acids. Gene Ontology annotation, molecular function: NAD+-protein-arginine ADP-ribosyltransferase activity; NAD+ poly-ADP-ribosyltransferase activity.
CUGUUUCAUGACAAGCCUUUCCUGGCAGGGCCUAUUAGCGGCACAGACCAGGCUGGCAAAGGCCCAUCCUGAGGUGGCGACCUUCACAGGCCAAUCAUAUCACUCGCAAUGAAAGCCUGCCGCUCAAGAUAAUACCACUUGGCCCCAAACACUGUAUAGUGUGUGCCUUUUCCUGCCUUCUGAGAAAGUUGAGGCUGAGCUGUUGAACUUCACUCUUAUCAGGCCUUUGGAAUUCCUACGCAUACAGUUGAGAUCAAGGUUUUUUUUUUGUUUUUUUUUUUAAAUUGGAAACUAAUUUCAGUUCACUUUAGAACCCGUUGUUUGGUGCACAAGUCUGGCUAUUUCAGAGAUUUCGGCUUUGCAGUUAAGUUAGAGUUGAUCUCUUCCCUCAGAAAAAACUGCUACUAGUUAGUGGUGGUAGUGGAAGUCUCCACGUAGAUAGACAUCAGCAAGGAAGGUUCUUGCUGAGACUCACGCCGAAAAAAAAGCCCAAAGGAGAACUCUGAGAACUCCUUUUCAGGAUGAAGCUGCAAGAGCAAAGAAAUACUUCUGACACAAACAAAUGCUGUCCGUUGACCAACAGAUGCAGGAAGACUCUUCCCCCAACCACUGCAGCUCCUGUGAGGGGAAUCUGGCUCCUUCAAGUGCAGCUUCCUCUCCUGCUGCUGUUCUCCGGCCUGCAGAGACCCACGGCUGCAAUUAAAAUCGACUUUAACUUGGCACCACGUUCCUUUGAUGAUCAGUACCAAGGCUGCAGCCAACAGGUCAUGGAGGAGCUAAGUCAAGAGAAUUAUUUCACAAAAGAAGUAGAAGCCCAAAGGAAUUAUUCCAGGGCCUGGCAUUCUGCCCACUUAACCUGGUUGAGCCGAAGUACAGCUCUCCCUAAGGACAUGACAAUUACACAUGCUGUGGCCAUCUUGGUUUACACAUUGAACAAAAAUGUUCACUCCGACUUCACUAAAGCCAUGGCCACUGCUGCCACGUCUCCACGGCAAUAUAAACAAUCAUUCCAUUUCAAAUAUCUUCAUUACUACCUGACCUCAGCAAUCCAGCUGCUGAGGAAAGGAACUGCCAAGACGAAUGUCUCUGAGUGUUAUGAGGUGCAUCAUGAGGCUGAUUCCUACUUGAAAGCCUCCACAGGUGCCACCAUUCGAUUUGGCCAAUUCCUAUCCUUCUCCCUCCUAAGAAAAGAGGCACAGAAGUUUGGGAACCAAACUCUAUUUACCAUAUUUACCUGCAUGGGUGUACCUGUGCAAAACUUCUCUCUCAAGAAGGAGGUCCUGGUCCCUCCCUAUGAGUUGUUUGAAGUUGUAAACAUGAGCUACCACCCAAGAGGAAAUUGGUUGCAACUGCGGUCAACUGGAAAUCUGAGCACAUAUAACUGUCAGCUGCUAAAAGGUACUAUUAUUGAUCUAAAUUGA